Molecule: messenger RNA, 1282 nt
Organism: Pseudomassariella vexata
Lineage: Eukaryota; Fungi; Ascomycota; Sordariomycetes; Amphisphaeriales; Pseudomassariaceae
Product: initiation factor 2 subunit family protein
Exons: 2
Coding region: 138-1064 (308 amino acids)
Biological process (GO): translational initiation
Cellular component (GO): eukaryotic translation initiation factor 2B complex
Molecular function (GO): guanyl-nucleotide exchange factor activity; translation initiation factor activity
Source: RefSeq, a predicted model, not a curated record
AUUGCUACGGAUGGCGAUUCCUUUGAGUAAGUCCUCAUCAAACGGCUUCUUGUGUUCGUGGCUGCUCCUGUCCAACUGACCUUUUCAGCAUCGUACGAACGUACCACCGGCUUCUGGCGGAAGACCCUGACCUCACGAUGCCCAUCGCGGCCAUCGAGGCGCUAAUCGAGGUGCUUGGCCAGUCGCAAGUCGCAACGGUCGCUGAGACUAUUGAUCUCGUCGAGACGCAGUCGGCCAAGCUGCAAUGCGCCGUCACCAACUCGAUCGCCCUUUCCCAUGGCACCCAUUUGUUCCGCCAGUACCUCGUCAUGUCGCUUAAGCAGCCCGGACCUGAAGGGAAGGAGACAAGCACUCAGAAGAACUUUGAUAUCGUGAGACAGCAUCUGCUACGAAAUGGGCGCCUAUUUGCCCAGCGGGCCAAGAAUGCAAGAGAGAGAAUCGCUGUGAAUGGCCGACGACACAUUCAUGACGGCGAGACCAUCCUGACAUAUGGAGGAUCGCGAGUCGUGGGUACUUUGCUGGGAAGAGCUGCUGAAAAGCACGAUUUUGGCCACUUUGUCGAUGAUCCGAUACGGUUCAAGGUCAUAUACGCUAUCGACCCAGCGCUUGAGACGGAGAGCAACAAGGUUAUUGCCGCUUUGCGUGCAAAAGGUGUACCGGUUGCCACCAUUCCCGCAACUGCCGUCUCCUACGCCAUGUCCAAGGUGGACAUGGUCAUUGUAGGAGCCGACGCCGUAACUGCCAAUGGCGGCAUCAUCGCCCGGCUGGGUACCUUCCAGAUUGCGCAGCUGGCCAAAGAGAACAAGAAGCAGUUUGUCGUUGCUGCGGAGCAACACAAAUUUGGCAAGACUUUUCCUUGUGGUCAGUUCGACUACGGCUUCGAUCAAGGCGUAAUCGACUUUCGAGCUGGCAGCACCAGCACUUCUUAUAACAAGAUACCCAAGGAAACCCUAGCGAAACCUAUUGACUAUACGAAACCUGACUACGUCAAUAUGUUCAUUGCAGACCACAAGGUCCUGACGCCAUCUGAAGUGGCUAAGGAGGUGAUUGAUAUGCUUCUCUGAAGGCAAAACGGCAUCUUUUGGCGUACAGGGUAAUGGGAGGGGGGGAACUCGGACCGGCGAAACCCCGUCGGUGUUAUUCUCGAGGCAUUCUACAAUCUGGUAGCAUUUGAAGGCGUUGUUGGAAAGGUUUCGACGUGAUAUUACAGCAACCGAGAGGCACAGCGAGGUCAUGAUGUGAGCGGAAGUAUGGCACUUGAAACAUGACAAUGCGGUGGAUG